AUGCAUUCAAUACAGAAUGCUCAAAUAGAAGGCUCAAGUUUUGUUUAUAAUGGUACCAGCCAAACCGAACUUGUUCUCUGGCAGCUGAUUGGACCAUUUUCAAUACUGCUUCGAAAUAUCGCUGUGCCAUGGAUAUUUGUUGGUUUUCGUUUCGCUUUAUCGAGUGGUUUCUGGUUAAAAUUCGCACUUGAUUUCUUGUUCAUAGUACUGCCAGUUAUUCUGUCAUUGACUCUGUUCUCAGAUCAUCUCCUUCUGAUACUUCUGUUCCAAUUAGUUGCUUUGCUUUCUCUAAUAACUUUUUCACUUUGUGAAUACUGCUUUAUUGCACGCGAAAAACCUACACUGCGCCAGAUUUUCGGUCAAAUGGUUGAUGAUCAUCAUUCACCUACCAAAUUCAUCACUUACAUGAGAUCUAUGAGCCUCAUUGCAACUGCCAUUGCAAUUCUCUCCGUUGAUUUUGAUAUUUUCCCACGUCGUUUUGCCAAGACACACACAUAUGGCCGAAGUGUUAUGGAUGUUGGCACUGCAACAUCCGUUUAUUGUUUCGCCGUUGUUGAUGUUUUCAAAGAUUUUCCAAGCAGAAGUAAAUUUCCAUCACUACAAAGAAGACAUUUUUUCCGGAAGCACUUGCCAAGCAUCAUUUUGCUGUGCUUAGGUUUCGGAAGGACAUGUAUCUUACAUCUAUUAAGCUAUCCAACACAAAUUGCUGAAUAUGGGGUGCACUGGAAUUUCUUCAUAACACUUGCUUUUCUCAGGAUUACUGUGAGACUUCUUGGUCGACGUUUUCAUCUACUUUUCGGCAUUAUCGUCAUUUUUGUUUAUCAAUAUUUCUUGACUGAAAGAAAUUUACAGAAUUGGCUACUUUCGGAGAGCGUUAAUAGAGAUACCUUUAUUGCAAUGAAUCGUGAAGGUAUUUUUUCCUUAUUUGGAUAUUUAUCAAUAUAUUAUUUCGCAUCCGCUAUCGCCAGCUUCAUGUAUUUCACGGGAAUAAGGCUCAAAUCCUGGUUCUACAGAACAUUCCAAUUAUUUAUAAUCGCUGCACUUCUUUUUUUUGCUCAAAAAUUGGCUGAAAUGCUUUUGGGACCACCUUCACGGAGAAUUGCCAACUUGCCUUAUAUUUUAGAAAUGCUAGUCUUCCAUACUGUUUACAUGGCUAGUUUGUUGCUGAUACAACUAACUUCCAUAUUUGGAUGGGCAGCACAAAUGCCGCAAUUCUCUAUUGAUGAAAGUCCCUUCGAGCGUUUAAAGCCAUGUGUGCUCGAUUCAGUGAACCGAUAUGCCAUGCCAUUUUUUUUAUUAGCGAACUUGCUCACGGGUCUUAUUAAUUUAACAAUAACGACAAGCUCUGUAACAAGUGUCUAUCAUUCGAUGACUAUCAUUAUUGUAUACAUGUUCAUUUCAUGUUUAGUCAUCCAUGUCUGUACAAGGUUAAAGCAAACCUCUUGA
This is a messenger RNA of Brugia pahangi, 1446 nucleotides long. The record is from the annotation of a GenBank genome assembly. NCBI's taxonomy places the organism in Eukaryota, Metazoa, Nematoda, Chromadorea, Rhabditida, Onchocercidae.